AUGACAUCGAGCAUCGACAUGGACGCCGAAUUGGCGCAGCUCGUGCGCGAACAGGAGCUCUUCCUUCAGCUGCAGAAGCGUCCGUCGGCAACCGUCACACGGUGUGGCAGUGCGCCCGAGCGAGCAUCUGACGGGCACCCGAAUCCAGAGCUCGUGGAUCCCGCGCCUGGACACGACGCUGGUCAAAUGCUGAAGAAUGUCGUGGAGCGCCACGCGACGGUAUCAGUGGGUCUUAACGAGCGGUUGGUGCUCCGUGGGUUAAAUCCAAAAAACCCACUGGGGUUUCCAAGUGUCGCUCGACGGCAGGGGCUAGGGGACAAGAAGGACGAUCGUCGUGGUCGUACGAAAACCUCUCGUUUUGGGCGACGACGGCGCGCAGCGCAGCUGCAUGCGGACAAAAAGACGUCUGACACGGAGGAAAUGCGCGCAAUUGACGCGAUGAACCGCGCGCGCGUGCGGGACAUGAGCGCGCAGGAGGUGCAGGAAGCGCAGCAAGAGCUCGUGCAGACGCUGGACGCGCAACUGAUUGCCAAAUUGCGGAGUCGACGCCAAACUGUGGAAGUCAGAGCGAGCAUUCACUCGACCGAACGCGCGCGUGUGUUGACAGAAGAAGAAGAAAAAGAAGAAGCAGCAGAUGGUAAAGAUGGAGUAGAUGGAAAAGAUGGAGGAGAUGGAAAAUAUGGAGACGAUGGGGAGGAAGGCGUGACACGGGAGAUGCACACGACGCACAUGAUGCAACAGCUGGCAGCAGUCAAGACGGAUGAGGAGCUCCAGGCGCAAGUCGAGCUCUUGCCACUGGAAGAGCGUGUGAAGCUCGAAUGGACGCAGCGCCAGAGCGGGACGAUCAAAGACAGAAGACGGAGUGGACAGCAUCAAGCGCGUUGCUUUGCAGACGCGACGCUCGAGCGCUUUGACUUGGACGGGAAUCUGCUCGAAGCGACGGACGCCGAGUUGCCCGUGCAUUCCGGUUUGUUCCACCACGGCGACGACCCAGAAGCUGCGGGGUACACUGUACCGGAGCUGUUGCACCUCGCACGCAGCACUGUGGCGAGCCAGCGCGCCAUAGCGCUCCAAGUCGUGGCCAAAAUCCUACAUCGACGACAGUUGCUGGCAAACGCUUCUCUUCCUCUUGUGCCACGAACACUCCCUCGUGACAUGGCAAUGACGCUUCGAAUUGUGCUGGACGACCACAACUAUACGGUGCUAGGUGCUGCUGUGUCUGCCCUUCAUGCGUUUGUCGUUCCUGUGGAAACUGACGAUUGUCUUCUUGAGAAGCGCUUGUAUCCUGAGCUCAAGCAUGGCACCGUUGUACUGCCUCCGAGAGUUCACCUCCACCGCAACGGACAUGGCGCUCAAACGAACAUCGAGGACUGUGACUCAUACGACGCUGAAGAGGUGGUGUACAUUGACACAAGCGAGGCUGACGAUGGAUCGAGUAUCAGCGACGAGGAUAUCGCGGCUCUGGAUCCGGUCCAAGCUCUUCUUAACAUGGAAUUAGGCACGCGGCUAUGCUACGUUCUCGAUACGAUUCAGCUGCCGGAUCAGAACGUUACAGAGAAAAUGCUGGAAAUUUUGACCGCGGUAGCUCUUCAUUCUCCGCGCGCAGCUCACGAACUCAGCUCAAAUGCCAGACUAUUGAGAUUGUUGCAGCAGCAGUACAUUGAGAGCGAAGAAGUGUUGACUUUCCAAGAGGGUAACGCACGGUCGCUCAGGCUGUCGUUGAAGGCCUUACAGCUAGUGCGAGGCCUUUGUCAGGGACACCGCAGCGUAGCUUCUGCACUUCUAGCGAACGGUGUUAUCCAAAGCACGAAGGGUUUCCUAGCUCUCGAAAACAUGUCCACUGAUGAGAAUGACGAAGAAGCUGUGGCAUUGUUCGGUGAGAUGCAAGUGGAAAGCCUCCGCAUUUGGCGCACUCUCCUUGGAUACGGCCUCGAUUUUCACUGUUUUGCGUACUUAUUUCCCUUGCUAUCGGGUUUUACGUACAGCUGCUCGGGAGCGUCCAGUGCACGGAACUCGGCUCUCUUUGCUGCGCUGGAAGCCUUCUGUGGGCUCGGGGCUGUGCAUGAGGCGCAGCACUAUUUUAAUCAACUGGGCUUUUUCUUGAGCGCUGCAAAGGACGUAUUUGUUCGAAGUGUUCGUUCAUCGUCUGUACUAAAAGACCACACGGCUCUAGUCCUGCUUUCGACGGUGCUGAGGUUCCUGUCAGCUGCCAGCACUCAUGCUGUCAAGUACAACUUGGAGACCAGCGGGCUCAUGGAGGUGUUGAAGCUUGUUCAGUCACAUGAGGUAACACGAAAUCUGCUGCCUCGGCUGCACGAAACGGUCGCAAAGCGAGAUCUGCUACUGGCUAUCGUUCGUUUUCAUGGACAGAUGGUUGCCAACGGCUUAUUGCCCGACGACGUGGAUGAUGGUGAGAUUGCGCAGACAUUUUUGCGUGAAGUGAAGGCGCCUUUGCUUGCUGCAGCGACUUGCGCUGUCGCGUCAUCGUCGUCCAGAUUCAGCUUUGCUUCGAUUCAAGCGUGCGAGCUCACUUUACUAUCAGGUGAUCUCAUUGCUGCUGGUGAGAACGUCAUUGCAAACUCAGAUGUAGAGUUCGUGCAAAACGUGUACCGCCAGGCCUUGAUCCUUAUGGAGCGCGUAGGUCGCGGGGGAGAACACUUGAUUGCGCGUUUGUUCGCCCAAGUGUUGUUUCACAAGCGUGUGCUUCUGUUGCUUGGAGUCUUCUAUGAAGAAGCUGAUGCAGCACGUAUGAGUCAUGUGCUAGUUCCCAUUUAUCAGGCGUUGGUGAACGUGACGCACGAACAAGAGGAGCACCAUGCUCAUAUUUUUGCCGGUGCGUCGACGACCAAAAGGCUCUCGCAUCAUAUGCGGCUGCCCCAGAAGGAGCAGACGUUUACUCAUAGUAAUCUACCGCUACCAAACUUCUGGAUGCUGUGUCCUUUGUCACGGAUCGAGUACUGUGGCAGUGGAGAAAGCAGUCGAGGGAGUGACGUAAAUCCUACGAGAGCGCAGAGUGACGAAGUGAAGCUGGUUCUUAGUGCAACGUGUCGUUAUGUAUUUGAGCUCGAGCGACUGGCGCCACAGAUGACGUUUAUCGCUCCCAUUGCCAAAUUGCAACCGGAAGACAAGCUGUUUCACUUGCUUCACGUCUUCUUCGCUGGCAGCGACGUCCUCUUCGACAAUCACGUGGACACAGCGCUACGUCAACUACUUCCUACACUCGUUCAGCCAAUUCUGCGCCCACUAGGGGACUCGCGAGGCCUCUACAAAGGCAUCCUUCGGAAUCUCAAGCGCAUCGAAAGCCUCGAGUCGGGGAAGGUGGACGAACCGUCAAUGAGUCAACGCGCUGUUUCCUUUACGUCCGAUGAGCUGCAAGUGAUGACUUUCGUGGAGAAGCUGAUGUGCGAAUUCACAACCACGUCGUAUGGCAACUCGCAUUUUGCACAUUGUGUGACACUGCUAUUGGCACGCGAUUUCCCCCUAGAACUGCGAAGGUUUGUCUGGCAAGAGCUGCAUGAGUCCCAUUUGCUGCAUACGCUGGCGCCUUUUGAAACAUGCAGCUCAGAGCUGUUCAUGCGGUGCACCCGAGGUGGCGCAACGCUUGCCGCCGAUGCCAAGAUGCUGCAGCUCAUGCAACAGGUGGUGUGCAAGAACCAGGUGUCCCCUGCUCGGGGCGCUUUUGCUUACUCGCUUGCUAUCCACCAUCUUUUCGUCUACCUGUUCGAAGAGAGAGGCGACGGCGCACUUACUUUUGCGCGUCAGCAUGUUGCGCAGAUACUUAUUGCUGAAGCAUCUCUAGCCAUUUGGGGCCAUCUUUUGAGCUACGACGCAUCAAUGAACUCGUCGAUGCUUACCAGUGAAUACGGACAUCCGCUGCCUGAGCGUGUGGCGAAGAUUCAGACACAAGCCGCGCUUUCGUCGGACCAGCUGUCAGCGUUUGAGACGAUUGUAUCAGGACUGAAAAGCGCAAGCACCAUGGAAUGA
Hyaloperonospora brassicae is the source of this 3984-nucleotide messenger RNA. Lineage: Eukaryota; Oomycota; Peronosporomycetes; Peronosporales; Peronosporaceae. The record is from the annotation of a GenBank genome assembly.